AAGGGGCGGGCCGGCGGGCGGCCGGGGUCCUCCGGGGUUUGGCGCGGGGUGGGCGCGCUGCAGGCCGCCAUUUCUUGGCGUAUCCCGUGCGGCCGCCCCCUCCUCUCCUCAUUCGCCCUGUCCGCGGUGGUCGCUGGCGCCCCGGCGUCCCCAACCCAGUGACAAAAAUGCUGAGCUUCUUCCGCAGAACCCUUGGGCGUCGGUCAAUGCGUAAACAUGCGGAGAAGGAAAGACUCCGAGAGGCACAGCGAGCUGCCACCCAUAUUCCUGCAGCUGGAGAUUCUAAGUCUGUCAUCACCUGUCGAGUGUCCCUUCUGGACGGUACUGAUGUUAGUGUGGACUUGCCGAAAAAAGCCAAAGGACAAGAAUUGUUUGAUCAGAUUAUGUACCACCUGGAUCUUAUUGAAAGUGACUAUUUUGGUCUGAGAUUUAUGGAUUCAGCACAAGUAGCACAUUGGUUGGAUGGUACAAAAAGCAUCAAAAAGCAAGUAAAAAUUGGUUCACCCUAUUGUCUGCAUCUUCGAGUUAAGUUUUACUCCUCAGAACCAAAUAAUCUUCGUGAAGAACUAACCCGAUAUUUAUUUGUUCUUCAGUUAAAACAAGAUAUUCUCAGUGGAAAAUUAGAAUGUCCCUUUGAUACAGCAGUGCAGCUGGCAGCUUAUAAUCUGCAAGCUGAACUUGGUGACUAUGAUCUUGCUGAACAUAGUCCUGAACUUGUCUCUGAGUUCAGGUUUGUGCCCAUCCAGACUGAAGAGAUGGAGCUGGCUAUUUUUGAGAAAUGGAAGGAAUACAGAGGUCAGACACCAGCACAAGCUGAAACCAAUUAUCUGAAUAAAGCCAAAUGGCUAGAAAUGUAUGGUGUUGACAUGCAUGUGGUCAAGGCUAGAGAUGGGAAUGACUAUAGUUUGGGACUAACCCCAACAGGAGUCCUUGUUUUUGAAGGAGAGACCAAAAUUGGUUUAUUUUUUUGGCCCAAGAUAACCAGAUUGGAUUUCAAGAAGAAUAAAUUAACCCUGGUGGUUGUAGAAGAUGAUGAUCAGGGCAAAGAACAGGAGCAUACAUUUGUCUUUAGACUGGAUCAUCCAAAAGCUUGCAAACAUUUGUGGAAGUGUGCUGUGGAGCAUCAUGCCUUCUUCCGCCUUCGAGGCCCUGUCCAAAAGAGUUCUCAUCGAUCGGGAUUUAUUCGACUAGGAUCACGAUUUAGAUACAGUGGGAAAACUGAGUAUCAGACCACAAAAACCAAUAAAGCAAGAAGAUCAACAUCCUUUGAACGAAGGCCCAGCAAACGAUAUUCUCGACGAACUCUACAAGUGAAAGCAAGUACAACAAAACCUGAAGAACUCAGUGUUCACAAUAAUGUCUCAACUCAGAGCAAUGGCUCUCAACAGGCUUGGGGUGUGAGAUCUGCUCUGCCUGUGAUUCCUUCUGUAUCCUCUGGUCCUGUGCUGGUGGAGAUAGAGAAUCUUCCACAGAGUCCUGGAACAGAGCAGCAUGACAGGAAAUGCUUGCCUCUGAAUAUUGAUUUGCUAGAUACUCCAGACUUAUUGGAAACAACCAUUGGUGAUGUAAUUGGAGCAUCUGACACUAUGGAAGCAUCCCAAACACCAGAUGAAAUUAAUGUAGGCACCAGGCAUACUGGUAUAGAGGAACCUGAAGUUGAAUAUGAGACAUUGAAAGAUGCCUCAGAGAAGCUCAAACAUCUUGAGAUGGAGAACAGUUCUUUGCUGUCCCCUCGAUCCAACAUCGAUGUUAAUGUCAACAGCCAGGAAGAAGUAGUGAAGUUGACUGAAAAAUGUCUUAAUAAUGCCAUUGAGAGCCCAGGAUUGAAUGCCAUGAAAGUUCCUCCUGACUUCAAGAGUAACAUUUUAAAGGCUCAAGUAGAAGCAGUACAUAAGAUUACGAGAGAAGAUAGUUUAAGUCAUAAAAACUCCAGUGUUCAGGAUGCUGCCACAAACAGUGCUGUGUUAAGUGAGAAUAAUGUGCCCCUCUCCAGAGAGUCUCUUGCUCUGACACAUACCACAUCUGCAGACAGUGGUUCUGUUCUAAAGGAAGCUACAGAUGAAUUGGAUGCUUUGCUCGCAUCUCUAACUGAGAAUCUCAUUGACCACACAGUCACACCUCAGGUGUCUUCAACAUCCACGAUUACACCUCGGUGGAUUGUUCCACAGAGUGGAGCCAUUUCUAAUGGACUUGCAGGAUGUGAAACGCUCCUGGCGGGGAAGGAGGGACGUGGUAACAAAGAUGGAAUCUCGCUGAUCUCUUCCCCAGCGCCAUUCUUGGUAGAUGCUGUGACCAGCUCUGUUCCCACUUUGGCCGAAGAAGCCGCCUUGAAGCAGAAGUGUUUACUGACAACUGAGCUGUAGGGCUGCCCUCCCCACCUUGUAACUGGAAUGCCCAGCGCUCUCCAGCAGUCCGUCCUGGGAUCCGUUUCAGCUGGAAUGUGUUGAAUUCAGGAGCUUGUCCUUUACUUAUAGGUGAAAAAGCUCUACCUAGAUUUGACUUAAACUCCAUGAAAAAAAAAGCUGCAUUUUCCGUCCAACUGGAAGAGUUUAAUCACAAUCACAUUGCAUAUCUUCCCAAAUGAGGGUAUCGGGUCUUUAACUUCCUGUAAUUUUAUUAAAGUUGCAAAUUCCUGAAACAAGGGAAUGCCUUUCCCUCAGAUUUCCUUCAAGCUGUUGGCUCCACCUAGUGGUUCUAAUUGUUCCUAACAAAUUCAUAACAAGCCGCCUCCGGUGGUCAUCGGCUUUUGUAGUGCUGUUUCCCUCGCUAGUGUCGGGGUGAGCGUCCUUGAUCUGAGUACCUGUUACAGGAGUUGCACUUGCCCAUACACUACCUGGAAAUCAGGAAUUCAGGAAAUUAAUAUGGACACUGUGGGUACGUUUAGGGCCAGCUUUUUUACAAUUUUUGUAGUACUAAAGAGGAGUUUAGAACACAGAGGGUUUUUAAAUGUCUCCCACACUUUUGAUUUCUUACUAGACUGGCUAUCUUCAUAUUCCAAAUUUAUAUCAAGAUAAACCUUGAGAAGAACUACAGAGAAAUCAAUUGCCUGUCAUUUUGUUAUUUCAGCCUGCCUUCCCACAGGAAGCACUCACGUGUGCGCCGUGCACCUACUGUGUAACUCUGGUCUGGAAGGGGGUGGAUUACUGUUCAAGAGACCCUGAGGCAUCGGUAGUGAAGGCCUGGCGGUCCUCCACACAGGGCCUGUUUGGACACAGGUUUCAUGUCCUUUCAACAUAAGCUGAAUAAAUUUAGAUCUUGCAAACUGGAAAAAAAAUGAUACGAAACAAAAACACCAGGACAGAGAUAGGGAAUAGGAGUGGGGGUGAAGGGAUUUUUCUUGAAUACCUACCCAUAUAUGAAAGUAGACACAGCAUGCUGAAAUAACUUGCAUUGCAUUAGGAACUUUGUGUUAGUUUAAAAGAGUUCUUUAGAAUUUCCCCAUCCCUUUUAGUCUAUACAAAAAAAUUCUGAAUGUUAAAGUGGUACAUAUUCAUCAUAGAGAAAUGUAUAAAAACAUCUACCUAUAAUUCCAGUACCCAGAAAUAACGAUUUAGCUUUAAAAUUUUAAAAUGAAUAAGGUAAGUCAGUUGCUAUGGGGAAUGAGGAUAAUCUGGAAACCAUGCUGGCAAAGUCAUUGAUGAUCCUUAUUAUCCAGGGCUGAUGUUACGCUAUACCUCCUGGAACUUGGUUUUUAGUUUUCUGACCUGUGAUAGGUAUGUAACUGAGCAUUAAUUUGUACUGCUCAGCAUAACAGAACAUUGAGUUUUAUGAUCUUUAAAACUCCAUGGUUUGGACCGUCCCUGGGCUCCCUAUAGCAUAAUCUUGUGCUCAGACAAACACACACUAGUGUCUGACAGAAAAGCUCAGGAAUUCUAACCUUGCACUGUUUCCCAGGGAGCUCUAGAGAUUGGAAACCACUUUUGCACAAAACGUUUUUGCUUAAGGAAAGAAAGUUGACACUUCUUGCUGGCUGCCUCCCCUUAGCCACUGUGCUAAGCUUGUGAAUUUCAUUGGUGGAGUUCUUGCCAGUUCUUAAUUGUAGAACACAUUUUUCUCACAGUUGCAAGUGACACCUAAAACCAGGGACUUGAGCCAGGACAUGUUGGACUGGGCAUCACAUUUCAGUGUCUUGACAGCCCUAGGUGUCCUGCAAGAUUAAAGUUAUGCUGCCAACCACAGAGCAGCUAAGGCAUUAUGGCUUGGAAGGCCUAAAUUUCCCAUCCAGUUUAGGAGGUAGCAUCAUCCUUAUUUUACAUUUUCUCGAAUUUAGGAAUUAAGUAAUUGAAAAUAUUCUAGGGGCCGGGCGUGGUGGCUCAUACCUGUAAUCCUAGUACUCGGAGGCCA
Messenger RNA from Lemur catta (Ring-tailed lemur), 4344 nucleotides. RefSeq names its product erythrocyte membrane protein band 4.1 like 5 (gene EPB41L5). Gene Ontology annotation, cellular component: cytoskeleton. Gene Ontology annotation, molecular function: cytoskeletal protein binding. NCBI's taxonomy places the organism in Eukaryota, Metazoa, Chordata, Mammalia, Primates, Lemuridae. The transcript has 25 exons. The coding region runs from base 168 to 2363 and encodes 731 amino acids. The record is from RefSeq and is a predicted model, not a curated record.